Closterium sp. Yama58-4 is the source of this 885-nucleotide messenger RNA. NCBI's taxonomy places the organism in Eukaryota, Viridiplantae, Streptophyta, Zygnematophyceae, Desmidiales, Closteriaceae. The record is from the annotation of a GenBank genome assembly.
AUGGCACGUGGCGGGGCAGACGUGCCAACGGUGACAUUCUCGCUGGAGAACACGCAGGCGGACGUGCAUGCUCUCGAGGUCGCCCUCUCGCUCUUUGAGACCGAGCUGCUCGUGCGCACGCCGCGGGGCGACCUGGAGAUCUCUUCCGGUCUGCUGGGCCGUCACAACGUGUCCAACAUCCUGGCAGCGGUAGCCGUCGGCAUCGCCAUCAACGCCCCCUUAGAGGCGCUCGUGCGAGGCUUGGAGGAGGUGGACGCUGUGCCGGGGCGGGCAGAGCUUGUAGAUGAGGAGCAGGCGUUUGCUGUGGUGGUGGACUAUGCUCACACGCCGGAUGCGCUCAGUCGGCUGCUGGAUACGGUUCGAGAGUGCGGGCCAAGGCGAAUCAUCACAGUGGUGGGGUGUGGGGGCGACAGGGACCGCGGCAAGAGGCCGAUGAUGGCCAAGAUAGCAGCGGAGAAGAGCGAUGUCACCAUACUCACAUCCGACAACCCUCGCACUGAGGACCCCUUGGGCAUACUGGAUGACAUGCUAGCGGGAGUGGGGUGGAGCAUGGAGGAGUACAUAGAGUACAACCAGGCGGGGUUCAUCCCCCCGCUGCCCUCGGGGAACCGCCUCUACGUGUAUGACAUCCGCGGCAUUGCUGUGCGCGCUGCCAUCGCCAUGGCUGAUGAUGGCGACGCUGUGGUGGUGGCGGGGAAGGGCCAUGAGACGUACCAGAUAGUGGGGCAGGAGAAGACAUACUUUGACGACCGGGAGGAGUGCAGGGAGGCACUGCAGCAUGUGGACGAGCUGCGCACGCACUUUGACACCUCGCAGCUGCCCUGGAGGAUUCUGGACAUGAGUGACAUGAAGGUUAUUCCAGAUCCUGAUGCCAAUGCAUAUUGA